AUGGCUGCCACGAAGCGUUCUCUCGCCGACACCGAGGCCGAGGUCGAUGUCACCUCCAAGAAGCAAAAGGUCAAGGACCUCCCCGCCGGUGGCGACGAGGCCGCGGCGGAGCUGAAGAAGCAGAAGAAGAAGGAAAAGAAGGAGAAGAAGGAAAAGAAGGAGAAGAAGGACAAGUCGUCCGCUGUCGCCGCCGCCGACGAGGAGAGUCCCGCCGAGACCAAGGUGGAGACUGAGGAGGACAAGGCCGAGAGGAAGAGGCAAAAGAAGGAGAAGAAGGAGAAGAAGAGAAAGGAGAAGGAGGCCGAGAGCAGCAACGGCGCCGCCGCCGACGAUGUCCCCGUCGUCACGGCCAGCGGACCUACCCCGACCGCCGCCGUCCUCGGCGGCUACCAGCAGGCGGCCGCCCUGACCGCCCUCCCCCAGUCCGAGGUCAACGCCUUCCUGACGGCCGAGAACAUCACCGUCACCGACCCCGUCGACAACCCGACCGCGCUGCGCCCGAUCCUCGAGUUCUCGUACCUCCCCAAGACCGACCUGAUCAAGAAGAACCCCUUCUCGGCCUACAAGAAACCCACGCCCAUCCAGUCGUCCUCGUGGCCCUACACGCUCUCGCGCCGCGACGUCAUCGGCGUCGCCGAGACGGGCUCCGGCAAGACCAUGGCCUUUGCGCUGCCCCUCGUCGAGGGCAUCUCCAAGAUCAAGAAGCGCUGCAUCAAGGCCGUCGUCGUGUCGCCGACGCGCGAGCUGGCGAUGCAGACCCAAGAGCAGAUGGAGCACGUCUCGAGCCUGCUGGGCCUCAAGAGCAUCUGCAUCUACGGCGGCGCCUCCAAGGACGAGCAGCGCGGCCUCCUGCGCCGCGGCGCCGACGUCAUCGUCGCGACGCCCGGCCGCCUCAAGGACUUCAUGAUGGACGGCACCAUCUCGCUCGGGGACGUCCGCUUCGCCGUGCUCGACGAGGCCGACCGCAUGCUCGACAAGGGCUUCGAGGAGGACAUCAAGAUGAUCCUCGGCGACAUGCCGCCGCGCGAGGAGCGCCAGACCGUCAUGUUCACCGCCACCUGGCCCGCGUCGGUGCGCAAGCUGGCCGAGUCCUUCAUGGUCGACCCCAUCAAGAUCACCAUCGGCUCUAGCGGCAAGGAGACGGCCAACGGCGCCGUCGAGCUGCAGGCCAACACGCGCAUCACCCAGCGCGUCGAGGUCGUCGACCCCCGCGCCAAGGAGCAGAGGCUGCUGCAGCUGCUGAAGCAGUGGCAGACGGGCGCCCAGAAGGACGACCGCAUCCUCGUCUUCUGCCUGUACAAGAAGGAGGCCACCCGCGUCGAGACCUUCCUCCAGCAGCGCGGCAUCCGCGUCGGCGGUAUCCACGGCGACCUCCGCCAGGAGCAGCGCACUCGCAGUCUUGAGGCCUUCAAGGCCGGCACCACGCCCGUCCUCGUCGCCACCGACGUCGCUGCGCGCGGUCUGGAUAUCCCCGAGGUGAAGCUGGUCAUCAAUGUUACGUUCCCCUUGACGAUUGAGGAUUACGUCCACAGAAUCGGACGUACCGGCCGCGCCGGCAAGACUGGCGAGGCCAUCACGCUCUUUACCGAGCACGACAAGGCGCACUCUGGAUCUUUGAUCAACAUCCUCAAGGGUGCCAAGCAGCCCGUCCCUGACGAGCUCUUCAAGUUCGGCACCACCGUCAAGAAGAAGGCUCACAGCACGUACGGCGCCUUCUUCAAGGACGUCGACAUGACGAAGAAGGCUACCAAGAUCGUGUUUGACUGA
Messenger RNA from Colletotrichum higginsianum IMI 349063, 1767 nucleotides. Its product is annotated as DEAD/DEAH box helicase. Gene Ontology annotation, cellular component: nucleolus. The transcript has 3 exons. The coding region runs from base 1 to 1767 and encodes 588 amino acids. Lineage: Eukaryota; Fungi; Ascomycota; Sordariomycetes; Glomerellales; Glomerellaceae. The record is from RefSeq and is a predicted model, not a curated record. Gene Ontology annotation, biological process: rRNA processing. Gene Ontology annotation, molecular function: ATP binding; RNA helicase activity; RNA binding.